AUGUUUGGUUACGGGGAUAAAGAUGCCGCUCUGCUUGGGUAUGGCUUUCUCAUAGCCCUGCCGAUCUGGUAUUUGACGACAUAUCUCCUCUCCCCGCUACGCCGUUAUCCCGGUCCCUUCCUCGCAGGGUGGACAAAUCUAUGGCGCAUGUUACAUGUUCGUCAGGGAAAGUACCAUGUGGUCAUCCACGAGCUGCAUAAGAAGUACGGCCCGGUGGUGCGCAUUGGUCCCAACGUGCUCGACCUGGAUAUCCCCGAGUUGGUCAAGACGAUUUACAAUGUCAAAUCAGAGUAUCUGAAGACCGAGUUUUAUCAUGGCAGUAGCGUCAAAGACAACGGCAAAAUCAUCUACAAUGUCUUCAGCGAGUGCAAUCCCAAGUUGCAUGCGCAGAUGAAGCGGCCCAUCUCAAAAUAUUAUUCCCUGACUGGGGUGCUUCCGCUAGAGUCUCAUAUCGAUGAUAUGAUUUCCUACUUGUGCCAACGCUUGGAGGGGAAAUUCAUCGAUUCAGCCAACCCAACUAAAACGUGCGACCUAGGUGAAUGGAUUGCGUACUAUACCUGGGACGUGGUUGGCAAGGCCACAUUCAGCCAGCCCAUUGGAUACCUGGAAAAAGGGUGCGACUUCGACGAGUCCCUACGCAUUGCGAAUGUCACCAUGGACUACUUUUCCAUAGUGGGACAAAUGCCAAUUCUAGAUCAUUUAUUGGACAAAAAUCCCAUCCACCGAAUCGGCCCGCCGUCCUUCGGAACCGUCGCCAACAUAUCAGCCCAGCACCUCAUGGACCGACUUCAGAACAAGGACACCGACUACCAUGAUCCCAACAAGCCCGACUUCCUGGACAAAUUCAUCGAGGCCAAGGAGAAAUUCCCAGACGUGGUCGAUAACACACAAAUCAUCUCAUAUCUACUGCUCAACAUGAUUGCAGGGGCCGAUACAACAAGCGUCACCAUUAACGCGGCAUUGUACAUGUCCUUGAAACAUCCUCACAUCUGGGGGCGUCUAAGGACCGAGAUUCCCGCCCACGACCAUACUUCUGGAAGCAUGGUGGUAUCUUACAAAUCCGCCAAGCAGUUCCCUUACCUAGAUGCCGUGGUACGGGAAUCAAUGAGAUGUCAUCCCGGUGUCGCCAUGCUCCUGGAGCGAUACGUGCCGGAAGGUGGACUUGCCUUCCCGGAUGGAAGCCUCGUUCCUGCAGGGGCUAUAGUGGGCAUGAAUCCCUAUAUUGUAGGGCGCAAUACGUCUAUCUGGGGGGAAGAUGCCGAAGAGUUCCGCCCGGAGAGAUGGCUCCGCGAUGAGACACGCGAGACCGAACACGAGUUCCAGGAACGUUUGCUAUCGAUGAACAAGGCUGACCUUAGUUUUGGUGGUGGAAGCCGCAGUUGUAUCGGGAAGCACUUUGGUUUGCUGGAGGUGUAUAAGGUGAUUGCAACAAUUGUUUCACGGUACGAUAUCAAGCUGGCUCACCCGGAGAGGGAUUGGAUGACGCAUAAUAGCUUUUUCAUGCGGCAGGCUGGUAUCGAGGUGAAUCUCAGUCGCCGGAGCUGA
Penicillium mononematosum is the source of this 1545-nucleotide messenger RNA. Its product is annotated as cytochrome P450. The transcript is spliced from 4 exons. The record is from RefSeq and is a predicted model, not a curated record. NCBI's taxonomy places the organism in Eukaryota, Fungi, Ascomycota, Eurotiomycetes, Eurotiales, Aspergillaceae. Gene Ontology annotation, molecular function: heme binding; iron ion binding; oxidoreductase activity, acting on paired donors, with incorporation or reduction of molecular oxygen. Bases 1 to 1545 code for a protein of 514 amino acids.